ACGCAGGUUAGUGAAUUCAUUUGUUUAAAAUAUUUAAGUUAAACUUUAUAAAAUUAGUACAAUUUUAGUGUAAAUCCUUAGAAGAUCAAUCCAAAAUGGCGUUGUCGAAGACCGGCUAUUAUGACAAACCUGAGGGUCAAGAUUGUUUUGGCAAAAUGAUGGCCACCAACACUUAUGCAGCCACUGCCGGUUUGGCCUGGUCCACCGUCGAUGUCUUGAUGUUGUCCCAUCCCAAAGGCUAUUUGCCAACUUUGGCUCGUUUUGCCUAUAACACCGGUCCCAUGAUGGGCAUGGCCUCAGCAUUCACAUUGACCACCUAUAUGGCAACAAAUUUCAGAGGAAAAGAUGAUAGAUUCAACUACUUCCUUGGUGGCUUUGCUGCUGGUGGUGUCUAUGGUGCCUGGAGACGUAGCCAUGUUGCUGGUCUUGUUAUGGGCUUGUUCUUCGGUUUGGCCGGUGUCAUUAAGAAGACCUCCAUACAAGAGGGAUGGGAAUUCUUCCCUCCCCUUAAUCAUCAUGCCCAUAUGGGUUCCACGGACAAAGAUUUUACUUUAAUGGCUGAUCGUCCCAAAAACUGGACCACCGGUCAAUAAGAUAACUGUUUUUGUUUUUAGUAAAUAGUCAAAUAUUAAAAGAAGAAAGAAAAAUUAAAAC
Messenger RNA from Stomoxys calcitrans (stable fly), 654 nucleotides. RefSeq names its product NADH dehydrogenase [ubiquinone] 1 alpha subcomplex subunit 11 (gene ND-B14.7). Gene Ontology annotation, biological process: mitochondrial respiratory chain complex I assembly. The transcript has 4 exons. The coding region runs from base 96 to 593 and encodes 165 amino acids. NCBI's taxonomy places the organism in Eukaryota, Metazoa, Arthropoda, Insecta, Diptera, Muscidae. The record is from RefSeq and is a predicted model, not a curated record.